AAGAUAUGAAGUAGUUCAGGGAUUAUUAAACGAUGGCGGCAGCUGUUCUCGACAAAAUAGCAAGAAAGUGUCAACAAAUUGAAAGAGCUCAAAGUCAGGGAAAUUGUGGUGAGCGCGAACUUCGUGCGAUAGAUGACUGCUUAAGAAAUGCACAGAGAAUUUCGUAUUUGCUACCUCUUGAGACGUAUGAAGAAUUGAACAGAAAUCUGGAUGAAAUUCGAACAAUGCUGUCAACGCAUUUGCGGAGUGAGGGAACUACAGCUUUUUCCGUUUCUCGAAGGAGCUCAGGUAGCCGAGGUAGACCAGCCAUUCAAAUAACACGUGACCAAAUUGAAUUUUUAAUGAAGCAAGGUCACACAGUCAAGCGAAUGGCAAGAAUGUUAGGGUGCUCAUCCUCAUUUCUGUACAAGAGGUCCAAGCUGCUUGGUGUAUCAAUCAGGAGCAGAAUGUCAGGAGUGGAUGAUGAAGAACUUGAAAAUGUAGUGAGACGACUCCAAUGCCAGUAUCCAAAUACUGGAAAUGAGAUGAUGCGAGCCUUACUGGUUGCAGAAGGAUUGAGGGUUUCCCGGCAUAGGGUUCGUGAGAUGUUGGUCCGUAUCAAUCCAGCGGCUGCUGCAAGGAGAUGGAGUAGCACAGUGGCUAGAAGAGUUUAUCAUGUGCCCUGUCCCAACAGUCUCUGGCACAUUGAUGGCAACAUGCGCCUCAUAAGAUGGGGCUUUGUGAUUCAUGGUGCAAUCGAUGGACAUUCCCGACUAAUCACAUACCUAAAUUGCAACACCAACAACUGUGCCAGUACUGUGCUGUCUCAGUUUAUUCAAGCAACAUGCCUUUACGGUCUGCCCUCUAGGGUAAGGUCAGAUCACGGUGGUGAGAACAUACAAGUGGCCUUGUUUAUGAACCUUGUACAAGGACUUCAGCGCCGGAGUCACAUUACUGGGGAAUCUGUCCACAACCAAAGGAUAGAACCAAUGACCUUCACAAAGUUUCAGCUCAGCAUAGUUUUUCUUCCACAGAUCCAAGGUAGACUACAGCACUUCAAAGAGGCAUGGAAUCACCAUGCUUUGCGGACAGAAAACAAUAAAACACCAACACAGAUAUGGACAGAAGGAAUGCUGUCAAUGAUAGGAACUGACAGCACAGCCAUCAACAAUGUGUUUGGAGACGAUCUCUACAGGCCAGAACAUUUUAAUGAACUCCUGGUUCAACAUGGCAUUGAGUCUUUGCCCACAGCUGAAAAUGAAGAAAUCCCAGCUGUAACUGUUGAUCAGCCUCAAAUUAACCUUACUCCUCAGCAAAUGGAAACGGUUUCCCAUGCUAUUGACCAUAUUGCAGAUUUGAAGCUUAAGUUUCAGGUAUGUUGUGCAGAAAUUGCUAAUGUUUUGGCAAACUAG
Xyrauchen texanus (razorback sucker) is the source of this 1391-nucleotide messenger RNA. RefSeq lists its product as uncharacterized. The record is from RefSeq and is a predicted model, not a curated record. Lineage: Eukaryota; Metazoa; Chordata; Actinopteri; Cypriniformes; Catostomidae. Gene Ontology annotation, molecular function: nucleic acid binding. The transcript has 5 exons. Bases 33 to 1391 code for a protein of 452 amino acids.